Molecule: messenger RNA, 1380 nt
Organism: Trifolium pratense (red clover)
Lineage: Eukaryota; Viridiplantae; Streptophyta; Magnoliopsida; Fabales; Fabaceae
Product: disease resistance protein RPV1-like
Exons: 2
Coding region: 131-1024 (297 amino acids)
Biological process (GO): signal transduction
Source: RefSeq, a predicted model, not a curated record
CGAAGUAGCCUAGAAAUUCAGACCUUCGUAAGGGUCCCAUCUUCUUUACAUUUAGGUGUUGAAAUUAAGUUUAAAACAACAUAUAGACUUCCAUAAAUCAUACCAUAGCUUGCUUUUGAUCUCAAAAUUCAUGGCCUCCUUUAUUCCUCCUCCAUCUUUUACACCCAAAAUUCCUCAACAAAACCACGACGUUUUCCUCAGCUUUAGAGGUGAGGACACUCGCUACACUUUCACGAGCCAUCUUUACGCGGCCUUAACCAGAAAUCAAGUCAAAACUUACAUCGAUAACGAGCUUGAAAGAGGUGAUGAAAUAUCACCUUCACUUCUUAAAGCAAUCAAUGAUGCAAAAUUAUCCGUAAUCAUUUUUUCGGAAAAUUAUGAAUCUUCUAGGUGGUGUUUGGAUGAGCUUGUGAAAAUAUUGGAAUGUAAGAAAAAUGAUGGACAAAUUUUAGUGCCAAUUUUCUACCAUGUUAACCCAACAAAUGUAAGGAAUCAGACGGGUAGCUAUGCAAUUGCUUUGGCAGAGCAUGAAAAACGUAGGGACAUGAAUAAGGUUCAAACAUGGCGUCUAGCUUUGGCAGAAGCAGCUAAUUUCUCUGGCUGGGAUUGCUUGGGCACAAGGAAUGAGUCAGAGCUUGUAGAACAAAUUGCAAUGGACAUAUUACAAAAGCUGGACUCAAUAACAAGCGGAGGAUUAGAAAGACGCAUCAACACAUACAAGCAAAUUGCACAACAAAAACUCGAGAAAUCCCUUAGAACAGGUAAUCUUGUGGAUAUGGAAGAACUUAUCACAACAUUAUACCAACUUGCAGAACUUAAAUUGGAGAAAGCCAAAAGUACAGAUGAUUCAACUGUUUGGGGUGAUGUUUUGGCAACUUAUGAGCGUAUCAUGCAGCUUAAACAAGAUAAGUGGAUGCGUACCUUUAAUACAAAAGAUUUGGAGGAUUUAAAGGCUACAAGGAACCAUGUAUUGUAUAUUCAGAGGGAGCAAUCUAAUCGUAAGAUGGGGUUUCGUGGUAUAUAGAUUACGAUAUCCAUCAAGAAUUAGAAUAAUACUCUUUCUAUAAUAUUUUAACAAAAAAAACUUGAAAGAUAAGCAUUGUAUUUAAUAGUAUUUUUCGUUAAAUGUAUUUUUGGUAUCUUAUUUUAUCUAAAUUAAAGUUUUAGAUUUCACAUUUUUAAAUUGAUUUUUUUUUAUCCUUGUUUUGCAACAUUUAGGGUUUUCCACCCUAUUUAAUUUAAGAGUUAUGGGUGUCGCUAAUGUUUGUCAUAAGAGUAUAUAUAUGUUUAUAAUUUUAAAAGUAGAAUUUCUAUAUUAAGUUGUGAUCAUGUGUUAUUUUACACAUGUUAUAGCACUUUUUUUAAUGUUAGUAGAAUUUC